UUCUCCGAGGUGACAGUCGGUAGAUGCGUCGCAACUACCAACUUAGGUGACAAGUUUGGUGAUACGAGUUCAUUACUCGAGUGCGUCGCAAUCCUAGAACCAUUCGAACAAACCCACAUUCCCAUACCUGAAAGCUCUCUGACGAGCUUGCUGAGCAUCCCGACUUAUCGCUCACUCACUCGCCACGAUGCUUACUUUCAAACGGGCGGUCGUAUUCGCCGCCCUCUUCCUCGCCCUCAUCUUCUUCCUUCGAUCGUCGCAUUCUCCGCCAACGAAUUCCGAUUUCACGGUACCGAAUACUGCUGGGCUCAAGUCCACCGGAAAUUCCGCUUCGCCGCAGGAAUCAGCAGAGCAGAUUGUCGCUGAAACGGCCCUCGCUCCUGGCAGCUCAAGGAAGAAGGAACAGACCGCGAAGCAAAAGCAGAAACAGGCAGAGAUUCAGAAAACGCUUGUCGACAUGGCCAACAAGCCGCUGCGCGACCAGCUGGCGUACCAAUUCCCCUACGACGUUGAAUCCAAGUUCCCUGCAUACAUCUGGCAAACAUGGAAAUACACGCCUGCAUCAGGCGAGUUUCAGGAGAGCUUCCGUCCUGCAGAGGCCAGCUGGACCGAAAAACACCCUGGAUUUGUCCAUGAGGUCAUCACCGAUCAAGUAGCGGUGCACUUGAUCCGCCACCUGUACGCCUCUGUACCAGAGGUCGUCGAAGCCUACAAGUCUCUGCCGCGAGCUAUUCUCAAGGCCGAUUUCUUCCGAUACUUGAUUCUCCUCGCGCGCGGUGGCAUCUACGCCGACAUUGAUACUCUGGCUCUCAAAUCAACCAUUGAGUGGCUUCCAGAGACAUUACCGCGGUCAACUGUUGGAUUGGUGGUUGGCAUCGAAGCAGACCCGGACCGUCCCGACUGGGCAGAGUGGUACUCUCGUCGCAUUCAAUUUUGUCAAUGGACUAUUCAGUCGAAACCCGGUCACCCCGUACUGCGAGACAUUGUUGCCACUAUUACCGAUGCCACGCUGAAAUUGAAAGAGUCUGGUGUCUUGAAGAAAUUAGACAAGUCGGUAGUCGAGUUCACUGGUCCAGCCAUUUGGACCGACGCAGUUUUUCGAUAUUUUAACAACCCUGAAUACUUUGACAUGUCAACAAGCAAAGGGAACAUUACAUGGGAACACUUUACGGGGAUUAAAAAGGCAAAGAAAAUGGGCGAUGUUGUGGUGUUGCCGAUUACGAGUUUCAGCCCCGGCGUCCAGCAAAUGGGUGCAGGAGACGACGAUGAUCCAAUGGCCUUUGUCAAGCACGCUUUUGAGGGAACGUGGAAACCUGAAAAAGAGCGCCAUCCGGAACUGCACAAUAAAUAAACUGGUUGGCCGUCUUCCACUUUUUACUCGCCUGCUAUGGUUGAGUUUUCCAUAUCCGUCAGCCUUGACACCCCUUGCGGUGUCAUCCCGUACCGUCUUACGAUAACGAAACCGGAUUCGCAACUUUGCGUAUCUAGCCAGCCUUGACAUAUAACUUACU
Molecule: messenger RNA, 1511 nt
Organism: Xylona heveae TC161
Lineage: Eukaryota; Fungi; Ascomycota; Xylonomycetes; Xylonales; Xylonaceae
Product: glycosyltransferase family 32 protein
Exons: 2
Coding region: 188-1351 (387 amino acids)
Biological process (GO): protein N-linked glycosylation
Cellular component (GO): mannan polymerase complex
Molecular function (GO): alpha-1,6-mannosyltransferase activity
Source: RefSeq, a predicted model, not a curated record